AAUAAUAUAUAAAAUUGAAAAUACAUUUUUGAAACACAAUGUCAUUAGCAAUCUACGCGCGUGAAGGACUCAAUGCAGCUAUUAUAAUGGGAGCCGGAGAUGUGAUAGCACAAUUGGCCGUCGAAAAGAAACCUUUAAAAGAAUGCAAUUUGGGAAGAACGGCGCGUUUCAGUGCUGUUGGAUUCUGUUUCGUUGGACCCGCGUUACGCAGAUGGUACAUCAAAUUGGACAGUUUGGUGGCCAAGGAGCAACCCUCGUUUCAACGGGGCGUCAAGAAGAUGGCCAUUGAUCAGACCUGUUUUGCUCCUGCAUUUACAUUGAGUCUCUCAUAUCUUGUACCCUUUGUCAAUGGCGAGAAGCAUCGGGAUAUUGUCCAGGGCAUCCGGGAUGAAUAUUUUACAAUAAUGAAACGCAGCUAUAUGCUGUGGCCUCUGGCCCAGAUGAUCAACUUCUCAUUGAUACCCAUGCAAUAUCAAGUUUUGUAUGUUCAGCUGAUUGCGCUCAUUUGGAAUUGCUAUUUGUCCAUGGUCCUCAACAGGCAGAAAUAGCCUGUAUAAAUUUUAAUCUGUUAGUCAACAAAAUUUCUAAGUAAUAAACGUACAGAUUGCUGUCAUUCAUUUGUACAAUGU
This is a messenger RNA of Drosophila innubila, 629 nucleotides long. It is a transcript of the gene Mpv17, whose product is annotated as mpv17-like protein. Gene Ontology annotation, cellular component: cytoplasm; membrane. The transcript is spliced from 2 exons. The record is from RefSeq and is a predicted model, not a curated record. NCBI's taxonomy places the organism in Eukaryota, Metazoa, Arthropoda, Insecta, Diptera, Drosophilidae. The coding region runs from base 39 to 548 and encodes 169 amino acids.